AUGUCAGCUUCUAAAUUGAUGUACUCUUCUCCUCGACCUAAGAAUUAAUCCGCUGUUUCAUAUGGUGGUGAUAGAGAUAGGGCACUUUCUCCCAGCAGAGCGAAGAUCUCAUAAUUAACUGAAAAGCUCUCUAACCUAUAGCAUUCUAUUGAUGAGGAUUAAGCAUUUAAGAAGGAAACAUUUGAGUAGAAAGUCAAAAUUUUAGAGGAUAAAAAUGACGAAUCAAAAUUUAAGUUACUGAAGGAAUAAUUAUCCAAAGUAGAGGAAGGAGCUUAAAAUGAAAAAAUAAUUAGAGAAAGUGACGAUGAGAAAUUGAGAACCAAAGAUUUGAAAGGAUUAGAGGCCUAUUUAGGCAAGGAACUGCAAGGAGAGAAAAUCAUAAAAAAACUGACGAUAGAGUUUAUAUUUAGACUGGAUUAGGCUAGGUAAAAGAAAUAUAGAGAGGAAACAGAAGAAAAGUAUGCUGAAGAAAUCGGGGAUCGAGUUUUAUAAUUAUAAGAAGAAGUUGAGGAAGAGAGGGGAUAGAGAGAAGAAUAGUAUUAAUAAACCAUUAAGAGAUUGGGCAAUUCGAUAUUGAAAUUAUAAGAAAUCUUGACAACUGAGAAAAAGUAGAGAGAGAUUGCUUAGGCAUAGAUGUUUAGAAUGCUCGAUGAAAUGAAUGUAUAUUUGAAUGGAGAAUUAAAUGCUGAAAAAAUGAGAGAGAGGCUACUGAAUAAACCAUCAUCAAUCUAAUUGACUAAACUUGUAAUAGGGUGGAGAAUUGAUUAAGAAAAUGAACUAUAUAAUAAAGUUAAAGAAAACAUUUAUUUUUUAAAUAAAUAUUAAUAAGGGGUUGUUUAAAUGGAAGAGGAAAUCAACUUUAAGGAUAGUCUUAAUAAUGAACUCACCAGUACUAGAUCUCCGAAAUCCAAAAAAAUCAAAAAAUGUGAUUCUCUUUCACCUAAAAAAAAUGUGGGACAUUGGACCAAGGAGGAACACGAGAAAUAUCUUAAGUUCUUAGAAGAUAACAUUUAAAUGAAAAAAAAUAACAAAAUCUUCAAGCCUAUGUCUGAAAUAAUUGGAACUCGUUCCCCAAGUCAAUGCAGAUCUCAUCAUCAAAAAUUCAACCCUUCAUCCCCAUUAGCUUAGAGAAAAUCGUGUAAAAUAAUUAGUGCUUCUAAUUAAGCUACCCCAGCAACAACAUUAUAUGAAGAGACAAAUGCAACCCAAGAGGAUGAGAUAUAAAAUAGCAAUAGGAUUAAACUCAGGUUUUUUGAGGAGGACGAUAUGGUUGAACAGAAUUUUAAUUUAGAUGAUUUAUGAUCAUUUAUAAAUUAGAAGCUAUUUUCAAAUGAAAAAUAGUGCAUAC
Molecule: messenger RNA, 1348 nt
Organism: Paramecium tetraurelia
Lineage: Eukaryota; Ciliophora; Oligohymenophorea; Peniculida; Parameciidae
Exons: 7
Source: RefSeq, a predicted model, not a curated record